Trypanosoma conorhini is the source of this 1476-nucleotide messenger RNA. RefSeq lists its product as uncharacterized. The coding region runs from base 1 to 1476 and encodes 491 amino acids. The transcript has a single exon. Lineage: Eukaryota; Euglenozoa; Kinetoplastea; Trypanosomatida; Trypanosomatidae. The record is from RefSeq and is a predicted model, not a curated record.
AUGCCCGCCGGCAGAACCGCCGCCGCCGCCGUCGCCGCCGCCGCCACGGCGGAGACGGACGCCCUGCCGCCACCUCCGCAGCAGCGGCAGGAGGAGCCGCGGGACGCCGAAGCGGGCGACGCCCUGCCGCCCCCGCCGGGCUGCCUCUCCGCCUCCGUCUCCGCCUCCGCCGCCGUGCCGUCCGUCGUGCCUAGGCUGCGGCUUGAGGCCUGCGGCGUGGGGGGCGCCAGCAGCGGCCCCGACAUGACGACGAGUUUUGCCGCCAGGGACGCCCUCCCGUCUCUGCGGGCGCGGUUCGAAGAGCUGCGCACGACGCCGCGUAUGCGCAGUCCGCGUUUGGGGCGCCCCAUCGCCGCCUACAGCGCCCGCUCCGUCGGGGUCCGCGGGGGCAGCAGGUCAAGGGCGUCGCCGGACGCCGUUUCUCCACGCGGCGGCGCUGCGCUCCUGCAAGAGCGCGCCGACCUGCUGCAGCGCGUGCACGACUUGGAGGACAGGCUGAAGGAGGCGCACCACCGCAACCCCUCCAUGGCGGAGGUUCAGCUCAUGCGGGAUGAGAUGACGGCGGCGAAGCAGGAGCUUUUGGCGCUGCGUGCCGAGCACAGUCAGUUGCUGGAGCAGACGAAGCGGUGCGCGUUGUAUCGCCUCAACGUGCCGCGUGAGAGUCAGGCGCAGCGUGAGGCAGGCGACGAUGCUGGCGCGGUCGCCAUGACAAUAGGCGCACUAGAGGAGCAGUUGCACUUGGCGCACGCGCGGAUUCGGCAGCUGGAGACGCAGGCCGCUCUCAGUGCGCUUCGUACGUUGGAUGCCGCCGCCGCCGCUGCAGAGCAGGGCAGCGACUGGGCCCCGGCAGGCGCAGCCUCCCCGCUUCCCACGGGAGACGAUGUGGGCGGUGCUGGGGGCAUUGCCGCGGCGCAGCGGCAGCAGGAGCGGCUGGAGGAGGCACUACGGGAGCUGCGACUGCAGCGGGACGCCCUCGCUGCGUCGGAGGAGCGGCUCAACCAGGCGCUGCACCUCCACCACGCCAUGAAGCAGCGGAUGCGGCAGCUGCAGGAGGAGCUCGCGAGUGUUUGGGGGCGGCUCGAGAGCGCAGAGUACCGGCUGAAGUUGACGCUGGAGGAGCGUGAGGACCGCGCGGAGGCCGCGGGUGACGCCGCCGCACGUGCCUCCCUGCCGAGGCGGUCCCGCCUUGGCGCCGCUUCGCUGCAGCAGGAGUUGAGGCAACUUCGUCAGCGCGACUUGGAGAGCCGGCAGACGGUUGAGCGGCUUCGCGUGGAACUGGACAUGCUGAAGCGGCGUCAGGCGGAGGAGCGGCAGCGAAGCAAGGAGCUCCGUGCCGCCCGGACCGCGAUGCUGGCACGCCUCGAGAAGACGUUUGCAGAGUCGCUGCGGCGGCAGGAAUGUGACCUGCGGGCCAUUCCCGAGGCACUUGCGCGUGCGCGGAAGGAGAUGGAGCAGCUCAGAGUGCGGCGGAGUUGA